GUAACAAGAUGGACAAGUAUACGUCAUGUGUAGCCCUAAACCACCCCAAAAUCUCAAACUUGAAAAAAUCGAACAAACCUGAAGCUCCGGCCACUAUCGGCGGCUCCGGCGAUCCAAGAACAGCCCCAUGGCGGUCCUUGUGAGUUCCAAGGUGGACCUGAAGCGCAGGGAGAAGCAUAAGAAGGCGGCCAAGUCGGGCGGGUUCGAGUCGAUGGGGCUGAGCCUCAACGUGUUCAGAGGAGUAAAGCGCAAGGGCUACAGGGUGCCCACACCGAUCCAGCGCAAGGCAAUGCCGCUGAUACUCUCCGGGGCCGAUGUGGUCGCCAUGGCCCGCACCGGGUCCGGGAAGACGGCAGCGUUCCUUGUGCCGAUGCUCGAGAAGCUCAGCCAGCACGUGCCUCAGGGCGGCGUUAGGGCCCUGAUACUGUCGCCCACCAGAGACCUGGCGCUUCAGACCUUGAAGUUUACGAAAGAGCUCAGUCGUUAUAUGGAUCUUCGUAUUAGUUUAUUGGUUGGGGGUGAUAGCAUGGAAAGCCAGUUUGAAGAACUAGCUCAGAACCCUGACAUCAUAAUUGCAACCCCUGGUCGGCUCAUGCACCAUUUGUCGGAGGUUGAUGAUAUGUCCUUGCGUACAGUGGAAUACAUGGUUUUUGAUGAAGCAGAUUGUCUCUUUAGCAUGGGAUUUGCUGAACAGUUGCAUAAAAUCCUCACCCAACUCAGCGACAAUCGACAGACCUUGCUUUUCAGUGCAACCUUACCGGGUGCUCUUGCUGAGUUUGCUAAGGCUGGUCUGCGGGACCCUCAUCUCGUCCGACUUGAUUUGGAGACGAGGAUUAGCCCUGACUUGACACUUACUUUUUUCACCCUUCGGCAGGAGGAAAAAUAUGCAGCUUUGUUGUAUCUUAUAAGAGAACAAAUUGGUUCUGAUCAGCAGUCGCUGAUAUUUGUUUCCACCAAACAUCAUGUUGAAUUUCUGAAUGUUCUGUUUAGAGAAGAUGGUAUCGAGCCUUCUGUGUGUUAUGGAGAUAUGGAUCAAGAAGCACGCAAGAUGCAUGUAUCAAGAUUUAGGGCAAGAAAGACUAUGUUGCUUAUUGUGACUGACAUUGCCGCUAGGGGUAUUGAUAUCCCGCUGCUUGAUAAUGUUAUUAACUGGGAUUUUCCCCCUAAACCUAAACUCUUUGUCCAUCGAGUUGGCCGAGCUGCAAGAGCAGGUCGGAUUGGUACCGCGUUUUCCUUUAUCACUUCUGAAGAUUUGCCUUACCUUCUAGAUCUUAAUCUCUUUCUCUCAAAACCCGUCAGAGCUGCUCCCACGGAAGAGGAGGUUUUGCAAGAUAUGGAUGCAGUAAUGUCUGAAGUUGAUCUAGCAAUUUUAAAUGGAGAAACUGUUUAUGGGCGUUUCCCUCAAACAGUUAUCGAUCUUGUUUCUGACAGAGUUCGUGAAAUUAUUGAUUCGUCUGCUGAACUUAAUUCUUUGCAGAAAGCUUGUACAAAUGCAUUUCGUUUGUAUUCUAAGACAAAACCAUCACCUUCAAGGGAGUCCAUCAGGAGAGCAAAGGAUUUACCCCGUGAAGGGUUGCAUCCAAUUUUCAAAAACGUUCUAGCUGCUAAUGAGUUAUCAGCACUGGCCUUUUCAGAACGGUUGAAAGCCUUCAGGCCCAAGCAGACUAUUUUGGAAGCUGAAGGUGAAGCUGCUAAAUCAAAGCAUCUAAAAGGCCCUUCUAGUCAAUGGGUUGAUGUCAUGAAGAAAAAACGAGCUAUUCAUGAGGAAAUCAUUAACACAGUACGUCAGCAACGCUCUAACGAUCAUGCGACAAAGGCAAUAAUGGAAUCUGAAAUCAGUUUUCCGAAGGAGAGGGAGAAAAAAGUUUCCGGUUUUAAAAGGAAGGUGAAGACCUUCAAGGAUGAGGAGUUCUUUAUAAGUGCUGUACCAACAAAUCAACAUUUGGAGGCAGGACUCUCGGUAAGUGCCAACCAAGGCUUUGAGUCAAACAGGUUAGAUGCUGCGGUGCUUGAUCUAGUUGCAGAUGAUAAAGAGGGCUUGCAGAAACAAAAGACUAGAUUCCACUGGGAUAAGAGGAGUAAGAAGUAUGUCAAAUUGAACAAUGGGGAACGCGUGACAGCCAGUGGAAAGGUAAAAACAGAGAGUGGUGCAAAAGCAAAAGCUAACAAAACUGGGAUAUACAAGAAGUGGAAAGAGCGUUCGCACAGUAAAAUUUCCCUCAGAGGAACCAGUAAUGAGGGCAAUGUUGAAGAAGCCACUAGUUUGGCAGGAGGUAAUGGAUUCCGAGGAGGCAAUGGGUCGAGGUUCAGAGGUGGCAGGAAGCAGCUGUCAAUUCCCAAUGCGCAUGUGCGGUCGGAGAUUAAAGAUCUCGAUCAAGUUCGGAAAGAAAGGCAGAAAAAGGCAGACAGAGCUUCCCAAAUGAAGAGCAAAUCCAAGGGGAAAAAGUUUGGUAAAAAUGGUAAAAAAAGGAAAGCAAAGUAGGGGAGACCCCCCCACAAAUUUUGUUUACAAGAGAAAUACAGUGUAUUUUUAACAUGUCCUGGACUGUUUUUUGUUUUUGAAGCUCUCCAUACAUAUACUUCAUAUUUGGCUGUAUGUAAACAAUCCAUUUGCUCCGUUAAAAAAUAUAUAUAUAUUUUGCUGAUUUGCGACUCUGUAUGAGCCAGAUACGAAAUUUUCACGGUUGUAAAUUAGCUUGAAAAGUUAAUUUGGGAAGUUUAGGGCAUUUUCAAAAUGCUGUGUUGUAUUCUAUAACGCAAUUUUAAAGAGCGUUUGGCAAUACGUUCUCAA
Rhododendron vialii is the source of this 2791-nucleotide messenger RNA. RefSeq names its product putative DEAD-box ATP-dependent RNA helicase 29. The record is from RefSeq and is a predicted model, not a curated record. The transcript has 12 exons. NCBI's taxonomy places the organism in Eukaryota, Viridiplantae, Streptophyta, Magnoliopsida, Ericales, Ericaceae. Gene Ontology annotation, cellular component: nucleus. Bases 128 to 2482 code for a protein of 784 amino acids. Gene Ontology annotation, molecular function: ATP binding; RNA helicase activity; RNA binding.